CGCCUCGCGCCCACGACUUGCCAGACCGCGUUUUUUUUUUGUUUUUGUAGUUUUUUUGUUGUUGUUAUUAUUUCCGGUUUUUUUUGUUUUUACUUUGAGGUUCCAGUUCGAGUACUCUUAAGAUCUAUAUUCAAGAAAUGGUUUUCAUUCCAGUAUAUCAGCGCACCUAAGUUUAUCUUCUUGAAUGUCCAUUUGAUACCACAAUGCAGCAAGCACUAGAACUAGCUUUGGAUCGUGCAGAGUAUGUUAUUGAAAGUGCCAGACAGAGACCCCCUAAAAGGAAAUACCUAUCUGGUGGAAGAAAAUCUGUGUUUCAAAAACUUUAUGAUUUAUAUAUUGAAGAAUGUGAAAAAGAACCUGAGGUUAAGCAGAAGUUACGAAGAAAUGUGAAUUUGCUAGAGAAGCUUGUGAUGCAGGAGACAUUGUCAUGUUUAGUGGUCAAUUUAUACCCAGGAAAUGAGGGAUAUUCGCUAAUGCUCAGGGGAAAAAAUGGAUCAGAUUCUGAGACCAUUCGACUGCCUUAUGAAGAAGGGGAAUUGCUUGAAUACUUAGAUGCAGAAGAAUUACCUCCUAUUUUGGUUGAUCUUCUAGAAAAAUCUCAGGUUAAUAUUUUUCAUUGUGGCUGUGUUAUAGCAGAAAUACGUGACUAUAGACAGUCUAGUAAUAUGAAAUCUCCUGGUUACCAGAGUAGACACAUCCUCUUACGUCCAACAAUGCAGACUUUAAUCUGUGAUGUGCAUUCAAUAACAAGUGAUAACCAUAAAUGGACCCAGGAGGACAAACUUUUGCUUGAGAGCCAACUGAUAUUAGCUACAGCUGAACCAUUGUGUCUUGAUCCUUCUAUAGCAGUAGCCUGCACUGCAAACAGGCUACUGUAUAACAAGCAAAAGAUGAACACACGCCCAAUGAAAAGGUGUUUCAAGAGGUAUUCCAGGUCCUCUCUGAACCGGCAGCAGGAUCUCUCACAUUGUCCACCUCCUCCUCAGCUGAAAUUACUCGACUUCUUACAAAAAAGAAAGGAAAGAAAGGCAGGUCAGCAUUACGACCUGAAAAUUUCUAAGGCAGGAAAUUGUGUGGAUAUGUGGAAACAGAGUCCCUGUAAUUUGGCUGUUCCUUCUGAAGUGGAUGUAGAGAAAUAUGCUAAGGUGGAAAAGUCCAUUAAAUCUGAUGAUUCACAGCCAACAGUUUGGCCUGCCCAUGAUGUUAAAGAUGAUUAUGUAUUUGAAUGUGAAGCUGGUAAUCAGUAUCAGAAAACAAAGCUAACCAUUUUGCAGUCGCUUGGUGACCCACUUUACUAUGGUAAAAUACAGCCAUGUAAAGAUGAUGAAGAAAGUGACAGCCAAAUGUCUCCAUCCCACUCUUCCACAGAUGAUCAUUCAAAUUGGUUUGUUAUUGGAUCAAAGACUGAUGCUGAAAGGGUAGUUAGUCAAUACCAAGAAUUGGUUCAGAAUGAGGCAAAAUGUCCAGUAAAGAUGUCACAUAGCUCCAGUGGCUCUACCAGCCUCAGUCAACUUUCCCCAGGAAAAGAAACAGAACAGCCUGAGACGGUGUCAGUUCAGUCUUCAGUAUUGGGGAAGGGAGUGAAACAUCGACCUCCACCAAUCAAGCUACCCUCAAGCUCAGGAAAUAGUUCUACAGGUAACUAUUUUACACCACAACAGGUCAGCAGCUUUCUUAAAUCUCCAACUCCUCCUCCUGCUUCUAAGCCACCAAGUCUUUCUCGGAAGUCCUCUGUGGAUCUCAGUCAAGUUAACAUGCUCUCUCCAGCUGCCUUGUCACCUGCCAGUUCAUCACAAAGAUCUGGAACUCCUAAGCCAUCUACUCCUACACCAACCCCUUCAUCGAUCCCACACCCUCCUGAUGCUCAGAGCUCAACUCCUAUUACCCCUUCAACCACCCCUACUCCCCAAGAUUCAGGCUUCACCCCUCAGCCCACUUUGUUAACUCAGUUUGCUCAGCAGCAAAGGUCUCUGAGCCAGGCAAUGCCUGUAACAACCAUUCCUCUUUCCACCAUGGUAACAUCUAUAACUACAGGAACCACGGCCACCCAGGUCAUGGCAAACUCUGCUGGACUUAACUUCAUCAAUGUAGUGGGCUCUGUUUGUGGAGCUCAGGCUUUGAUGAGUGGUUCAAAUCCUAUGUUGGGCUGUAACACUGGUGCCAUAACUCCUGCAGGAAUAAACUUGAGUGGCCUUCUACCCUCAGGAGGCCUGCUACCAAAUGCAUUGCCUAAUGCAAUGCAAGCAGCUUCUCAAGCAGGUGUUCCAUUUGGUCUAAAAAAUACUUCAAGUCUCAGGCCCUUAAAUCUACUGCAGCUUCCAGGUGGCUCGCUGAUUUUUAACACUCUGCAACAACAGCAACAGCAGCUUGCUCAGUUCACACCUCAACAACCUCAGCAACCCACAACUUCUAGCCCUCAACAGCCAGCGGAGCAGGUGUCUGAACAAGGUUCAACAAGUCAAGAACAGGCCUUAUCUGCUCAGCAUGCUGCUGUUAUUAAUCUUGCUGGAGUAGGAAACUUCAUGCAGUCACAGGCAGCUGUGUUGUCUCAGCUUGGCUCUGCCGAGAACAGACCUGAGCAAAGCCUUCCUCAGCAGAGAUUCCAGCUCUCCUCUGCCUUUCAACAGCAGCAGCAACAGAUACAACAGUUGCGAUUCUUGCAGCAUCAAAUGGCUAUGGCGGCGGCAGCGGCACAAACAGCUCAGCUUCAUCGUCACCAGCAUACGGGCAGCCAGUCAAAAAGUAAAAUGAAGAGAAGCACACCGACCACUCCAAAAUUCUGAGUCUUGUAUUUUUUCCUUUUUUAAAUGCAUACACGCAUCGGAUCAAAAGAGUUUGAGUUCCUAUUUCGUUUUUGUUGUUUUUUAACGUGUCAGUAUUUUGCAUUGCUAGGUGUAUAGACUUUAUACAGAGGCACAACCCUAUGAUUUUUAAAAAUGGGAAAGAUUUAGCAAGCACUAGGGUUGGUUUGCUUAAGUCAUUGCUUUAUAAAAAUGUUUCGCUGUACAUAACACAUGGAAGUGAAAUACUAGAAACAUCUUUCAAAAGAAUGUAGUUUGAUAUUUAUUUAGUAUAAAAGGUUUGUGCACAGUGUAACAAAUACAGUUUUUACAAAUUUGUUUUGAAAA
Messenger RNA from Sorex fumeus (smoky shrew), 3128 nucleotides. It is a transcript of the gene SUPT20H, whose product is annotated as SPT20 homolog, SAGA complex component. NCBI's taxonomy places the organism in Eukaryota, Metazoa, Chordata, Mammalia, Eulipotyphla, Soricidae. Gene Ontology annotation, molecular function: transcription coregulator activity. The transcript has 26 exons. Gene Ontology annotation, cellular component: SAGA complex. The record is from RefSeq and is a predicted model, not a curated record. Gene Ontology annotation, biological process: regulation of transcription by RNA polymerase II. Bases 204 to 2783 code for a protein of 859 amino acids.